UGCAAUGAACUGCGGCAGGUUGGCGCCAUUCUGAGCGAGGAACCUUGUAACAAUCUGGAGCUGCAAGAUUGUGUCACUGAACAGAUACAAUCUCAGGCUGCGCCCCCUUUUCCCCAGAGCCUGGCACCAGGUUGAAAAUGCCCAGCCGGAGGAACAGGCGGAAUGACUCGCACUGUGACCAGUGGGUGCUGUUGGCACAAGAGUCUGCCGUUCAUGCACCAGAGAAGGCUGACUGCGGGCCUGUUUUUACCAGACUACGUAAUCCCAAAACAGGCACUGCUACUUUGUACUUUUUUAAUAGUGGUGCGACUCAGGUAUAUGAAGUGAAGGCUUUUGAUGAAGAGUACCGAUCUUGGUUUAUCGGUCAGGCUGUUCAGUAUGAUGGAAGGCUUCUGUUUGUUACCCCCCUGGAUCCAUUGUUUUUGGUACUGCCAUACCUUAUUCAGGCCAGUGAAAAGCAAGGAAAGUUUCAGCCAGUGGAUCAAGUAAUAAAGGAUGAAGAUUUUCCCAGAUGCAGCAGCAUACUGAAUUGUACGAGGACUUUGCAAUCACUCCAUCACCUCACUGAUGAAAAAGAAAUUGGUAAUCAGAAGUUUUAUAAAUACAGUAGAGAGAAAACCCUGGUGUGGCUAAAGAAAAAGACCGAGCAGACUGUCAAAGCGUUGAAGAACACCAAUCUCUCUGUAGGUGGUGGUGUGCAGUCCAGUAUGCUGAUUAGAAAUAAACAAGUUACAGAAGUAACUGAAGAGGAUUACCUACGUUAUGCUCAUGGUUUGCUGUCAGAUUAUAUUCCUGCUGAUCUAAGUGUGGAACUCCUUAAAUUCUUGGAGCUACCGGCUGUUGCGACGAAAACGGCAAUAAGUGAACCACAAUCAAAGAAAAGGAAACUGUCCGACAAACUAGUGGAGGCUGAGGAAGACUACACCAAGUUCAACCCUAAUUCAAAAGAGAAAAAGCCCUCCAAGAUGACAGCUGCCCAGAAAUCUUUGGCAAAGGUUGACAAGAGUGGAAUGAAAAAUAUAUCCACCUUCUUUACGUCAAAGAACAAAGGAACAACAAAGACUGCAUAAUUUUUAAACAAAAUAAAAGUUUUUGUUUUCUUUGUGUUGAGUUGCUUUUUUUUGCAGCUUCCUGUGUUAUUCUAAUUGAAAAUAAUGCAAACUGGUUUAAUAUUAACACCUGCUAGAUUUUGCUGUGUUCUAACUCAGGCAGAUUAUAGACACAAAGUCCAUCUUUAUGGUUUGAAUAUAUCUAUUAUUAAAAGUUUUGUGUCUA
Carcharodon carcharias (great white shark) is the source of this 1275-nucleotide messenger RNA. It is a transcript of the gene rnaseh2b, whose product is annotated as ribonuclease H2, subunit B. Bases 138 to 1070 code for a protein of 310 amino acids. The record is from RefSeq and is a predicted model, not a curated record. Gene Ontology annotation, biological process: ribonucleotide metabolic process; RNA catabolic process. The transcript has 11 exons. NCBI's taxonomy places the organism in Eukaryota, Metazoa, Chordata, Chondrichthyes, Lamniformes, Lamnidae. Gene Ontology annotation, cellular component: ribonuclease H2 complex; nucleoplasm.